Messenger RNA from Colossoma macropomum (tambaqui), 9026 nucleotides. RefSeq names its product insulin receptor b (gene insrb). Gene Ontology annotation, cellular component: membrane; axon; insulin receptor complex. Gene Ontology annotation, molecular function: ATP binding; insulin receptor activity; insulin receptor substrate binding. The record is from RefSeq and is a predicted model, not a curated record. The coding region runs from base 1031 to 5089 and encodes 1352 amino acids. Lineage: Eukaryota; Metazoa; Chordata; Actinopteri; Characiformes; Serrasalmidae. Gene Ontology annotation, biological process: multicellular organism development; positive regulation of phosphatidylinositol 3-kinase/protein kinase B signal transduction; glucose homeostasis. The transcript is spliced from 21 exons.
GAGAGAGACGGAGCGGGGCAGCAGCACGACGCACACGUACGGCUACAGGGCGAGAUUUACCCACCUUUUUAGCGAUUUAAUGCGGCUGUAAGCCGGUGCGGACCUCCAGUCGGGGUCUUUUCGAGCGACGAGGCGAUUUUCGGCCGUCUGGGCGGCCCGUGUGCGGGUUUAUUGGCUUCACUGUGGCUGUUGGAGGAGCUGGAGACUCCAGCGCGGCGCUCUAGUACAGCUCAGCUCAGCACACUGCUGCUCUGUUUUACAGCGGAGAAAUAAAUCAGACUGUUUUAGGGGCUCCGGAGACGUCAAACGGCGGAUUUAAGGUGGCUUCCUCGGUCUUUUCCAGGGAUUUGUGUGCUUUUUAUUUCCAGGAGCCAUGCACCUACACGGGACGACCUGUGGAUUAACUACUCCAGUUCACUAGGACUGGAAAAAAACGUGGAAGCUGUUGGAGUUUGGGCCAAAAAACAGCCGCAGACAGCCGCUGGGAGCGUGAAGGGCGCUGAAAGCGUCAGCAAUAAGGAUUAAUCAGGCGUGUUUAGUGUUUUCUCUCGGAUCACUAAGCUACAGAGUGGCCUUUGGGCCGUGCAGGCCUCCUCUUCUUCUGCCCCAACUGCCCCAGCCAGCACUCUGGGACAUAACACCACCCCCCCACCACCUUCCCCUCCUCUGCUCUCCUUACUCAAUCCUCCUCUACCCUUAACGCACAUGUGCGUGCAGCCGCACACAGCAGCACCAUGAAGAUCUGCGUCCGUUUGUUUUGUGCCACAAUACAGGACCAUGUUAUCUAACGUUAGCUCCGCGCUGAGGCAGAGACAGAGACCCGAGGAGCUCCGGCGGUGAGGAGGAGGAGGAGGAGGAGAAAGUGGACCACGCUGUUCGUGUUUUUUAUUUUUAUUUUGGGCCGCUGAGGCUCAACUUUCCACCGGACUUUCUCUUCUCGUAGUUUUUCUCCUCCUUCAGUCGCCCGCGUGCUGCGUUUUCUUUCUUUUUUCUUUUUUUUUUUUAACCGUUUCCAGCUCGAGGCGGAGUGAUGGUGGUGCGCGCGGAUCCGUCGGCGCUGCUGCUGUGGGUGGCGGCCGCGCUCGCGCUCUGCCACUGCGGGACCGGAGAGAUCUGCCCCAGCAAGGACAUCCGCAACAACGUGACCAACCUGCGGCUGCUGGAGAACUGCACGGUCAUCGAGGGCCACCUGAAGAUCCUGCUGAUGUUCAAGACCCGAGCCGAGGACUUCCGGGGCCUCAGCUUUCCCCGGCUGGUCAUGAUCACCGACUACCUGCUGCUGUUCAGAGUGUACGGCCUGGAGAGCCUCUCUGACCUCUUCCCCAACCUGACCGUCAUCCGUGGCAACAACCUGUUCUUCAACUACGCGCUGGUGAUCUUCGAGAUGCUGCAGCUGAAGGAGGUGGGUCUGCACAGCCUGAUGAACAUCACCCGGGGCGCCGUGCGCAUGGAGAAGAACCCUGACCUCUGCUACCUGUCCACUCUCGACUGGUCCAAAAUCCUCGACUCCGUGGAGGACAACUACAUCGUGGCCAAUAAGAACGAGCGGGAGUGCGGAGAUAUCUGCCCGGGCACCAUCGCUGGAAAGAUCACCUGCUUCCAGACCACCAUCAACGGGCACUUUGGGGAACGCUGCUGGAACCAGGACCACUGCCAGAGGAUCUGUCCGGCUGUGUGUAAACACCGAGCGUGCACCCACAGCGGUCACUGCUGCCAUGACCAGUGUCUGGGGGGCUGCUCUGAGCAGGGGAACGCCAGCGCCUGCGUGUCCUGCCGGAACCUCCUCCAUGGCCACACAUGUGUGGAGCGCUGCCCGCCGGGAUACUUCACCUUUAAAGGCUGGCGCUGCGUCUCCUUCGCCUUCUGCCAGGACCUCCACAACCAGUGCAAGCAGAAGAAAAGCAACGACUGCUACCAGUACGUCAUCCACAACGGAGCCUGCAUCCCAGAAUGCCCCUCUGGAUACACCAUCGUCGACUCCACGUUGAACUGUACGCCCUGCGCCGGUCUCUGUCCGAAGCUGUGUACUGGAGUGCAGACCAUAGACUCGGUCACCGCGGCUCAGGCUCUGCGGGGCUGCACCGUCCUCAACGGCAGCCUGGUCAUCAAAAUCCGCGGCGGGAAUAACAUAGCGGCUGAGCUGGAGGCUAACCUGGGUCAGCUGGAGGAGAUCACGGGUUAUCUGACCAUCCGCAGAGCGUACGCCCUCGUCUCCCUCUCCUUCCUCCGCAAACUCCGGUUGAUCCGCGGGGAGACGCAGGAAGUCGGGAACUACUCCUUCUACGCCCUGGACAACCAGAACCUGCGUCAGUUGUGGGAUUGGUCCAAGCACAAUCUGACCAUCCUGCAGGGCCGCAUGUUCUUCCACUAUAACGCUAAACUCUGCCUGUCCGAAAUCCGCAAGAUGGAGGAAGUGACUGGAACCAAAGAUCGGCACACGAAAAACGACAUCGCCAUCCGCACCAACGGAGACCAGGCGUCCUGUGAAAAUCGACUGCUUAAAUUCACCCAUAUUCGCACCUCAUCCAAGAAGAUCCUGGUCAUGUGGGAGCCGUUCUGGCCAUCAGAUUUCAGAGACCUCCUGGGCUUCAUGGUGCUCUACAAAGAAGCACCGUAUAAAAACGUCACAGAGUUUGACGGGCAGGACGCGUGCGGCUCUAAUAGCUGGGUGAUAACGGACGUGGAGCCGCCACAGCGGGCGCCCAAUAGCAACAAGGACCCGGGCUGCAUCCUCAUGCCCCUGAAGCCCUGGACGCAGUACGCCAUCAUGGUCAAAACUCAGCUCUCCGUCUCUGACGAGCACCAGGUCUACGGAGCCAAGAGUGAGAUCAUCUACGUCAGAACCAACGCCACGCGCCCGUCUGUUCCUCUGGACCCAAUCUCCUCCUCGAACUCUUCCUCGCAGAUCAUCCUGAAGUGGAAACCUCCCGCCGACCCCAACGGCAACAUCACUCACUACCGCGUGGCCUAUCAGAAGCAGGAGGAGGACAGUGAGCUGUAUAAGUUUGAUUACUGCCAGAAAGGAAUGAAGCUGCCGUCCCGGACCCCCACGCACUACAGCACGGAGGAGGAGCAGAAGUGGAACCAGACGGAGGAGCAGAGUCAGACCAGCAGCUGCUGCGCCUGCCCCAAAACGGAGACUCAGCUGAAGAAGGAGGCCGAGGAGUCAGAGUUCCGCAAAACCUUCGAGAACUACAUCCACAACGAGGUCUUCGAGCCGAAACCCUCCCGACGUCGCCGAUCUUUGGGAAUAGCUAACUCCACCCACUCUGCAGUCUUGGUUACACCCCCCAGUUUUCCCAACAUCUCCGCCCCCACUGUAGGGCCGGAGGACGAGAAGAGGAAACUGGUGAUGACUGUCAGCUCGAAGGAGUCCAUCGUCAUCUCCAACCUUCAGCACUUCACCAGCUACCAGAUCGAGAUCCAGGCCUGCAAUCACCUCACUGACCUCGCCUACUGCAGCAUGGCCACCUACGUCAGCGCGCGCACCAUGCCUGAGGCUAAAGCAGAUAAUAUCUUGGGCCCUGUGACUCAUGAGAUCCUUUCAGAAGAGCCGGAGUUUGUGUACAUCAGGUGGCAAGAGCCGAAAGCGCCGAACGGCAUGAUCAUCCUAUACGAGGUCAACUACCAUCGAGUCUCUGAUAAUGAGGAGUUUCAUCACUGUGUGUCCAGGAUCAGCUACGAGAAGACCAAAGGCUGUAAAUUACGAGUUGGCCAUCCUGGGAAUUAUAGCAUCCGAAUCAGAGCGACUUCCUUGGCUGGAAACGGCUCCUGGACCGAACCCACGUACUUCUUCAUGCCAGACAAUUACAUGAACGUGAAGAUCAUCAUCGGCCCCGUUAUCCUGCUGAUCAUCCUGCUCUUCAUCGGAACUGGAGCCUUUGUGGUUUUCAGGAAGAAGCAAACUGAAGGACCUACAGGCCCCCUCAUCGCCUCCUCAAAUCCGGAGUACAUCAGCGCUAAUGACGUGUACGUCCCUGAUGACUGGGAGGUGGCGCGGGAGAAGAUCACGGUUUUGCGUGAGCUGGGUCAGGGCUCUUUCGGGAUGGUGUACGAGGGCAUCGCGAAGGACAUUGUGAAGGGUGAGCCGGACACGCGCGUGGCCGUGAAGACGGUGAAUGAAUCGGCGAGUCUGAGGGAGCGAAUUGAGUUCCUCAACGAAGCUUCGGUCAUGAAGGCUUUCAGCUGCCACCAUGUGGUGCGUUUGCUGGGUGUGGUUUCGAAGGGGCAGCCGACACUGGUAGUCAUGGAGCUGAUGACUCAUGGAGAUCUGAAGAGCUACCUGCGCUCCCUCAGACCUGAUGCUGAGAAUAACCCCGGCCGGCCGCCGCCCACGCUGAAGGAGAUGAUCCAGAUGGCGGCGGAGAUCGCUGAUGGCAUGGCCUACCUCAACGCUAAGAAGUUUGUGCACAGAGACCUUGCUGCUAGAAACUGCAUGGUGGCCGAGGACCUCACCGUCAAGAUCGGCGAUUUUGGCAUGACGCGUGACAUUUAUGAGACGGAUUAUUACCGUAAAGGAGGGAAGGGUUUGUUGCCGGUGCGGUGGAUGGCCCCGGAGUCUCUGAAAGACGGAGUUUUCACUGCGCACUCAGACUGCUGGUCGUUCGGCGUGGUUCUGUGGGAGAUCAGUACGUUAGCGGAGCAGCCUUAUCAGGGCCUGUCCAACGAGCAGGUGCUGAAAUUCGUCAUGGACGGAGGAUAUCUGGACCAGCCAGAUGGCUGCGCCGAGAGAAUGCACAACCUGAUGCAGAUGUGCUGGCAGUACAACCCGAUGAUGCGGCCCACCUUUACUGAGAUCAUCGAGAUGCUGAAGGACGACCUGCAUCCUUCCUUCCAGGAGGUCUCCUUCUUCUACAGCGAGGAGAACAAGCCUCCGGAGAGCGAGGAGUUCGACAUGGACUUCGAGAACAUGGAGAGCAUCCCCCUGGACCCCUCGUCCUACUCACAGAGGGAGGAGGGCUUCAGCCGGGACAGCGGCCCCAGCAUGGGCCUGAGGGGCAGUUACGAGGAACACGUGCCCUACACGCACAUGAACGGGGGCAAGAAGAACGGCAGAAUCCUCUCUUUACCCAGAUCCAGCCCAUCCUAACGUCUCCUCACCUUUCGGCUUCCUGAGUUUUGUUUAUUUUUUUUCUCGGUUGUUUUUAAUCGUGCUGUUUUUGCAGAGGCCCUUAAAAACACAGAUCUCAGGUCUAUUUUUUUGGACUUCCUACCUGCUGCCCUGGCGAACACGGAUGCAGACUCUCGUUCUUCUCCCGGUCAUCCGUGUCGCCGCUCGCUUACACCUUGUCUCCUUUCGUUUUAUUUCUCUUUAGCCAAGUUUUCCUGGUCGGAGAGUAAAAAAACUGUGAAAAUGAACCUCUAAUAACCAGAAAGGCUGCUUCAGCUGAACCUCCUCCCCUCGUGCUCUUUCCUCGUCUCUUUAUUUUUCUAAAGUGAUUCUUUUCAGAUAGUGGCCUUUCUAUGAGUGGCCUAAACACACAACACAGAGAGGAGCGUCUCGGUGCUUGGAUCCGUUCCCUCUGUGCGGUGACGGAGCCAAGGGACGGCGCGGACUCGGUCUAAGAACAAACGUCGUCUUUUUUCACGGAGGAGCCGCUUCGUUUUGCCCUGGAGAAUCCCUGACUGGUGUUUGGUGAAUGAGUUUUAAUUUAUUUGCUUCACUUUUACUUUUCCUGUCUCUCAGUUUUUACCUGUAUCCUUUUUUUAUGACUGAAGGAUAUUUAAACAGUUAUGGAUUGGACAAAGGUGUUCCUCAGACUGACCAAAAGCUGCUGCUUUGAUAAAUAGUGGGUAUAAAUAUAUAAUAUAUAUGAUAUAUAGAAUAUUGAUGGGUGUCAAUAUUUUAUAUAUAGUACACGAACAUUGAAAUUUUUGUACAUAGUUUGUUUUAGCAUUUUUUAAUUUUUUUCAUCUGAUAUCAUAUUUUCUUUCAGUAAUUACAGUGUCUUUUAUUUGUUUUUUGUGUUUUUUUUUUUUUUUUUUUUUUUUUUAAGUAAUUCUCAUCCAAAACAGACACACAAGUACCUUUAAUUGACAGUGUGACAUACAGGGGGCGCUAUUUUUGGGCGUUUUGGCAGGAGAGAGAGAAAAAAGUAAAAACUAUUUGUAAACACAACCACAUUUUUCAGCAAAUAACACUGAUCGCUGUCCUUGGCCUUGCUGGAACUGUGUAAAAGGGGCAGCAGGUGGCCUGUCUGAGUCCAUCUUUUACAGGAUGUGUUGAUUUUAAAAGUGUAUUCGGUUUAGUUGAGUGCAUUUUGGGGGGUUUCAGCAGCUCCUGAGUGAUAAACUGUUGGGAUCUGAGAGAGAUCGAUGGAAAAGGCUGUUUUGGUCAGUUUUUAAAGCACCAGUAGCUGGUUUUAGGUUCAGCAGCACAUUUUGGGGGUCACUGUGUUGCUAUGGGUUGCUACAAUUCCAUAGCUGUGUCCCAAUUCAGGGGCUGCAUCCUUUGAAGGACGUGGUCUAUGAAGGCGUGUCCUGCGAAGGCUGUGUAGACCCGCGAGGGCUGAACCGAAAUGAGACGGUCUGCUCUACGGCAGCAGCGCUGUUCCCAGCUUUACUGCUGCGUCACGAAACGCCGCUCUUGUCAAGUUCUUUAAAAGUUCUUUAAAGACGGAGCCACAAACUUUGAUUUUAGUUUUAUUUUUUCAUUUAUUAGAGCUGGAGAUGCUUCUCUCCGUCGGCUCUUUGCUCCCUACAACAAAACGAAACAUUAGCGCAAGUUUUGCUUCAGACCACAUUGGCCUUUUUUAACACCUGUGUCUUUAGCUAUUCGUUUCAGUUUAAACCCAAUACUUACAUUUAAAGUGUCUCCUCAGCUCCUCUGCUGACGCCGCCAUGUUCUCGAAUCCUCGCCGGCACGCAGUGAACCUCGGGAUAUGUUGGCUGGCAAAGGAUCCGCCCAUUGCCAUGGAAAUAGACACAUUUCUUGGCCGCAUAUGAAGGAGCCUUUGAAAUGGGACGGCCUAGUCGCGCCACUGUGACACAAUCGGCCUUCAAAUGCAGCCUCUGAAGGACGCAGCUCCUGAAUUGGGACGCAGCUCCUCACUGUGUUCAUAGAAGUUCACACUGACCACCUGUUCCAAUAGACGUGUUAGCUAGCGUCAGGCUAGUGCUGUAACAAGUGGAUGGGACGGUUUGUGGUUUUAAUGACGUGUCGCGAUACAAAACCCAAUGAACAGUGCACCGUUACAAGCUUUCACAGUUUUAAUAAUCACAUAUGAUCAGCUUAAAAAGCUCAACGUGACGUAAGCAGGUCUAAUUUGUAUAGUAAACAGAAGCAGAUUUCAUAUUUAUUUAUGCUGCAGGUUCAUUAAAAAGUCAGUAUAGGAUCAAUAUAGUGUCUGUGGCAAAAUAAUCCCAAUAGCGAGCAUAUAUGAGUCCGCUGGCUUAAAGAGGUCGGCACCCUGCAGACUGUUUGCCACUGGUGGUCCCCCCUUGGACCACCUAGAUAACUGUCCUGCAUACAAGGUCUAACUACACUCAUAAACAAGGCGUUUCUUCAAGAAAAGGGUUCUAUAUAGAACCAGGUUGAUGGAAAAUGUGCAUAAAUGUGCAGCAGAUGGUUCUUGUUCUCUAUAGAACCUUUUUCAAAAGGACCCACAGGGUUUUUCUGUUGUUACAAGCUUGGCAUCAUAACGAUAGAAGAACCCUUUUGGGUGCUAUAUAGGAAGCGGUUCUAUGUAGAACCAUGAACACGUUUGCAUGAUUAAAGUGUUCUUUGCCUCAUGAAAGGCUUCUUCGGUUUAAUGGAGAAGGUGAUGUAGAUGUUUCCAUAUAGAACCGUUUUCUUUGCUAAAGAACGCUUGAAGAAGCAUCUUUUUUUAAGAGUGUAGUUUUCAGUCUUUAAACAGAUUUUAAUCGCGAAGGUAAAUAUAACAAACAAUUGAGACAAAAAAUUAAUCGCCAGGCCGAAUAUAAAUGGAUUUAUUUGAAAAUGUUGUUGCUGGAUUAGUUACAGCUGUAUAACCGGCUUUAUUUCUGAUACUGCUGUAAAAAUGAUUCAUUAAUGUAAUUUACGAAGGAUAACGAAAGAAAGAAAUAAAAGAAAGGAUAAAUGAAAUGGACUGUGAGUGGAAAAUGAGCAGAAACGUGUUUUGUCUUAUGCUACUUGGUGCUAACACUAGCACUGACCUGCUAACCUCUUUGUUUGUUAGCAUGUAGCAUUUAAACAUUGAGUUUAUUUUAUGAUCAAUCUAGAAAACAGUGACAAUUUCUGGUCACUAGCCAUGAAGCAAAAUACUCAUACUGUCCCAUCCCUGGUUAUUAAGUCUAUAAAGAUCAUGUGGUCAGUCAGUCAUGGGGCUGGACGCUAAUGAUGCUAAUGACACUGUUUAGCUACGUCACUUAGCAGACCUAAAACAUUCCGCUGUGCUUUCCCCAGAUUUCUCAACCAAACCUCAUAGCGUGUAAGAACUGGCGCUCAUUUUUAAGUUUCAGUUUGUGUAAAGCAGGCUGUCGGUCAGCUGUUGCUGUCCAGAUGAGACGUAUAUUGUCCACACACAGCAGCUGACUUUUAUUUUUAUGGUCUCCGCUCACAGUUUUGAAAUAUUCGCUCCAGCCCCAGUUUUCCGUGCCUUUUCCAUCAAUCUGAGACUAGUUGAGCGUGGCUAAAGCGCGUUGGCUGUCGUCAAGCAGUGUUUAGGUGAAAACGGAGGUGUGUGUGUUGUGGUGGACAGGUGUUUAUUUGGGUAGACAAAGACGAUGUUGAGCCAGGACGGAUACUUUAAGAGAUAAAGAUGAGAUUAGUCGAAAAUGCUAGCUUGGCUAAAAGUGGAUGGAAGUUAGCAGGCCAUGCUAAUGCGCUACAACACUAGCCUACUCUCGUUUUUAUCCUCGCUCGCACUUUUGGCCGAUCUUUUAAUUUAGCACACUGACUUUUUGAGAUCACCAGUUACCCGUAAACCAGUCAUGGUAUUUUUCAGGUGACUAUUUCUACUUUUUACCACAUUGGCCACAUUUUAGAUAUGGAAACAGUAAAGUAUCAUGUGAGUAAAAAUGCUUAAAAAAAUAAACAAAUAAAA